GACCAAUUACGUACCUCGUUGGAUUAUAUCUAAGCAAGAAUCAGUUUUGACACAUCGGCAGCAAGUAAGAGGCAUUUUGUUUAGUUAUUGAAGUUGUCAAUUGCUGCCGAAAAUGGCUGAGCAAGAAAGUCUGGAAUACGGGAAGGGAGACUUCGUCCUUCUCGAUGAAGUCACCAAGACUGCAUUUAUGGAGAAUUUGGAGUCCCGCUUUCACAAAGAACGAAUCUAUACGUACAUCGGGGAGGUGGUUGUGUCCGUAAACCCGUACAAGACUUUGGAUAUCUACGGAGACGAUAAAAUUCAAGAAUACAAGAUGAGGGAAAUGUAUGAGCGCCCGCCACAUAUUUUCGCUCUCGCUGAUGCCUCUUACAGGGCUAUGAAGAGAAGAUCCGAAGAUACAUGUAUCAUGAUUUCAGGUGAAAGUGGAUCGGGGAAAACGGAAGCGUCCAAGAUUAUCAUGCGAUACAUAGCAGCCAUCACGAACUUAUCAAAACAAAAGGAAAUUGAACGAGUUAAAGACAUUCUGUUGAAGUCAAAUGCAAUCCUUGAAAGCUUUGGUAAUGCCAGAACCAAUAGGAAUGACAAUUCCAGUAGGUUUGGAAAGUAUAUGGACAUUGACUUUGAUUUCAAGGGUGAUCCAAUCGGAGGGCACAUAUUCAACUAUCUACUUGAAAAGUCACGUGUUGUGAAGCAGCAAGAAGGAGAACGCAAUUUCCACUCCUUCUAUCAGCUUCUGCAUGGAGCAUCUGAUUCCAUGAUCGGGGAGUACGGACUUGAGAGGGACGCCAUGUUGUACUACUAUACCAAACAGGGCAAAGUACCGAAGAUUUCUACAAUCAAUGAUUCGUCACUAUAUAAGUUAAACUGCGAUGCGAUGAAAUCCGUUGGAUUUAGCGCAGAAGAGCAAAAGACGGUGUGGAAGCUAGUUGCUGCGAUACUCCAUCUGGGCAAUGUCGUAUUUACACACGAGGAUCACGAACAGGCAGUAGUCGAGAACAAAGACGUGCUUCAAAUUAUAGCCAAGCUGCUCGGUCUAUCCCAUGAGAUGCUGGAACGCGCUCUCUGUUACCGAGUGGUCGCCGCGCGAGGGGAAGUGAUGGAAAAGGGGCACAACGAGAAGGAGGCUUACCACGGUCGUGACGCCCUGGCCAAGGCUGCGUACGACCGUCUGUUCUCUUGGAUUGUAAGCCGAAUCAACGACAGUAUCGAAGUUCGUGACAAGAAAGAGCACGGGAAAUGCACAGUCAUCGGUGUGCUCGACAUCUAUGGCUUUGAAAUCUUCGAGACGAAUAGCUUCGAGCAGCUGUGUAUCAACUACUGCAACGAAAAGCUUCAGCAGCUGUUUAUCGAGCUUGUGCUGAAGGAAGAGCAGGAAGAAUAUCAAAGAGAGGGAAUCGAGUGGGAGGAGGUUGAAUACUUCAACAACAAGAUCAUCUGUGAUCUGAUCGAGCAAAGUCACAAAGGAAUCAUCGCCAUCAUGGAUGAGGGUUGCUUAAAUGUGGGCAAAGUCACGGAUCAGAUGUUGCUGCAGACCAUGGACAAGAAGCUAGCCAAGCAUCCACACUACCGAAGUCGCCUGACAGACCCAUCUGAUAAAUCAAUGGAGUUCCAUCGAGACUUUUGCAUAAAGCACUACGCGGGAAACGUGAUCUACUCAGUGGAAGAAUUCCUCGACAAAAAUAAGGACACGCUUUUCCAGGACUUUAAGCGACUGCUGUACAACAGCAAGCAUAAGAGUCUAAAGGACAUGUGGCCCGAAGGACAAGAGUCGAUCACUAAGACGACUCAACGGCCAGCGACUGCAGGAACCCUUUUCAAGAAUUCCAUGAUUGCACUGGUGGAGAAGCUGAUCUCGAAGAGGCCGUUCUACGUGCGAUGUAUCAAGCCAAAUGAGAUCAAAUCCCCGGUAGCUUUCGACGAAAAGGUGGUGGGGAACCAGGUUGACUACUUGGGUCUAUUGGAGAAUGUUCGGGUUCGUCGAGCCGGCUACGCGUUCAGAAUGCACUACAAGCGAUUUCUUCUGAGAUACAAGAUGACAGACGCAAAAACCUGGCCGAGUUACCCUGGACAGGAUAUCGACGGAGUUCGAGAGAUUGUUGAUUCACAUGGCUUUUCCGAUGAUGUAAAAUACGGGACAACAAAAAUCUUUAUUCGUACGCCACAAACGAUCUUUGAGUUAGAGAAGAGUCGCGCAGCCAAGCUUCCAGACCUCGUCUUCAUGCUACAGAGGUGUUGGCGAGGAGGGAUUGCGCGAAUGCGGGCGAAGAGGAUGCGCUCUAUUUACUGCAUCAUGACGUGUUUCAAGCGCCACCAACUCCGCUCCUUUUUGAGUCAAAUUGAAACCCGUUUCAAGGAUUGUGCUCAGCGUUCAGACUUCGGCAAAAGCAAUGAGUGGCCAGAAUCGCCCAAAGUCGCUCGGGAGUUCUGUGACUACCUGAAGGCUAUUUACGGGAGGUGGUGGGCGCUAAAGGUCAUCAAUCGUAUCCCUGAGGAAGACAAGCCGGAGUUGGCGCUCAAGUCCGCUGCCUACAACUGCCUGGAUGGCAGGCGCAAGCACUGGGGGCUACGGACACGAUGGAUGGGUGACUAUCUGGCACUGUCUGACGAGAACCCUGAAACCGAACUGUACAAGAGAUGCGUGCACACCAAGGCCGGAACUGUUAUCUUCUCGUCCCGUGUCCAAAAGAUCAACAAGCACAGCAAGGAGGAGAGUCGAACUCUUGUACUGACGGAGAACGCGAUACUCAAGAUGGACAGCAAAUACAAGGUCCUCAAGACCAUCUCUCUCGACAAGAUUACGUCACUGACUGUGAGCGCAGGACAAGACCAGUUGAUCAUCGUUCACAUCCCGCAUAAUGACCUUGUGGUGUGCUUGCUCAACAACAAGAAAGCGAAUCGUGUCGUCGAGUUUAUGGCGUCUAUAUACAAGCAAGUUCUCCAGACACAGAAAAAGGCGCUUCCAGUAGAGGUGACCGCCAACCCGAAUUGUGUGCUGGGAAAUAAAGCCAAGCGCUUGACAAUCGAAGAGACGGACAAAGCUGAUCACGUGACGUUCAAGAAGCAAGGGGGAGACGGGUUUGUUUUAGUCUCACCAAAAAUUCAAGUUUAGAAACAAACUGUCAAAUGAAUUGGUUUGUGAUAAAAAAAAAAUUAAUAGGCACUUAACUAAACACCUUAUUUCAAAUGUUCCACUCGGAGAAUGUGCCGUAGCCCGAAUAAGAAAGCUAGCGUAAAUAAAAACAAAUGCAGUUUUGGAAAGCUGUUGCAUUCUUGUUUAUGGGCCUGUUAACAUUUACAUGGCUUUCAGAGACAACAUUUAGUCAUUUUACCCAUUUUACCCCAACCAAUGCGGGUUACGAAACAUGUAACGUGCAACCUUAUUUGCAGUAGGUAUAUACACAAAUUCACAGAAACUUUGCCUACUUGAGUUUUAUACUCAGCUAUAAAAAAAUCUCAAAACUUCAAAUAAGGGCAUUGCAUUAAUGCAGUUUAUUUUCAUUUUAUUAACUUUUUAACAUUUUGGUGCAAUCCAGUCUCGACAGACGAGAAGGAAUGGACAAGGAGGGAAGAUUAUUUUUCAAUAAAUAUAUUUAAAACCAUUUCAGUAAAAUAAUUCCAACUUUCUCUCAGUUGAGACUAUUUUAAAUUUUUGUAUACUUUUUAAUAGAAGAUAAUUCUGUAAUUCACCAACACUUUUGUAAAACAAAAUAUUUAAAUAAACAAAGAAAAUAGUAUGUAGGCAACGAAUAGACAAUAUUUUGAAUAAUUAAAGAAAAAUGCACCAA
Molecule: messenger RNA, 3785 nt
Organism: Nematostella vectensis (starlet sea anemone)
Lineage: Eukaryota; Metazoa; Cnidaria; Anthozoa; Actiniaria; Edwardsiidae
Product: unconventional myosin-Id
Exons: 24
Coding region: 113-3109 (998 amino acids)
Biological process (GO): actin filament organization; vesicle transport along actin filament
Cellular component (GO): microvillus; actin cytoskeleton; myosin complex
Molecular function (GO): microfilament motor activity; actin filament binding; ATP binding
Source: RefSeq, a predicted model, not a curated record